This is a messenger RNA of Pseudogymnoascus verrucosus, 941 nucleotides long. RefSeq lists its product as uncharacterized. The record is from RefSeq and is a predicted model, not a curated record. Lineage: Eukaryota; Fungi; Ascomycota; Leotiomycetes; Thelebolales; Thelebolaceae. The coding region runs from base 35 to 811 and encodes 258 amino acids. The transcript has a single exon.
CUCUUCAUUAGGUUUAUAAAUCAAUUAUUGCACAAUGUCUCGUCUUGCCCUGUCAACUCUUGCAUUCUCGCUCGCUUUUGGUGCGGUGGUUCUAGGCUACGCAUUGGAGACUCGGGCUCUCAAUCCCAGCUGCGCUCCUGGUGGCAACUUUGACUUUUCUACUUGGGAACUUCAACUUCCCAUUGGCAGUCCGGGCAGCCCGACGACGAUUUCCGAGUCAGCCCUUGAAGGGUGCUCUGGAUACCAGGAUCCGGGACAUGAUUACUUCUUCACGGAGAGUGGAGAUGGCGCUAUGGUCAUGAAAGUUCCUGGUUCACCUUCGUCCUCCGGAUGCGUGACAACUCCAAACACCAAGUACUGUCGAACGGAGCUUCGCGAAGAGAAUCCUUCGAGCUGGGACCCGAAGGCUGCUAAAAACCGACUCAGCGCCACCCUCUCUGUACCUAAGGCCGAUGACAGCAAACAUGGCACAAUAGUUGGCCAGAUCCACAUGGACUCGAGCGUAUCAAACUAUCCAGUGGCAAAGCUUUAUUAUAACUCGAAAGGAGACCUUACUAUGGGAGUCCACAAGUCACGAUCGGGUGGUCCUGAAUACUACACGUCUUUUGGAAAUAUUCCUUUAAAGACGACUUUCAGCUAUGAUAUUCGGUAUGAGAAUAGUAUCCUGACCUUGGGUAUUAAUGGUGGCGCUGCGAAGACAAUUAGUUUGGGAAACUUGAACCCGCCGUUGAGUUAUUUCAAGGCCGGGAACUACAACCAAGGAAAUGCUUCUUCAGAAGUGCAUUUUUUUGCAGUCUCUGUGCAGCACUGAGAUAUCCCCGGCAAGGAAAGAGUGGUGCUACAAGUGAGAAUGGGUUUGACCUUGGCUUGCUCAGUUUCAAUCAGCUUUUGCGUGGCCUCUCGUUAGAACUUAUCUAGUAGUUUAAAAUUGAUAUUCCAAC